GGUUCGUGCUUCAUCCACAUUUUUGCCCUCCUCCCCCAGCAUUCCUUUCUUAAUAUCGAGAUUUGAUCUCCCCGCUUCUGGCGUGGGGUGGAUGCUUCUGCUUCGAUAAGCUCAAGCUCAAUUGAAGCUCAUUCACCACCAUCAUGGGGGGAUCUUCGCCUCCAUUCCUUUACGGCGCGCCCUCCGCCUACAGCUUCCAUGGCGCGACAGACAAUCCUUUCAAUCCGAAAGCUGUGACCCAGGCGAGCUGGACUCGUCCAAAGCCAAAGCCGCAGCCUACGGGGCCGUUGGUCAAUUUCAACAGACAUCCUGAUUCGUAUAACAAUAUCCCCGAUGGAAAGUCUAGAUGGACUCCUAUGAGUCGCAAGACAAAGCCGAGAGUGAUCGUUACACGGAAGGUACAACUUGGACUGCGCGUGUUGACGUUGCUUGGAGCGCUCGGGUCUCUGUUCUGCGCGAUUGUCAUCAAGAAUGCAGCUGUCAGCGUCAUAUGGAUCGUCCGGGUCGGGCCUGCCGUCGCAAUCCUGCACACCCUCUACGCCAUCUACCAUCUAUGUCACUCCGCUGUCUCCAGACCCCCCGGCUCCCAGGCGAGCUACAUGGUGUUCGCCUCGACUUUGGAUCUCGGACUUGUCCCGUUCUACGUUUUCACCGCAUUCCUGGCGUACAAGCAAUACACCGAGAAUGAAUACCACUGGACCACCAUGCUUAGCUCGGAUUUCGAUGUCACGACGACAAUCUCCCAAGUCACAUUCAUUCUCAGCGUUGUCAACGGUGGCUUCCAUCUUAUCUCCUUAGGUAUCUCGAUUUACCUAGGUGUAAUCUUCCGAAAAAUCACCAAGCUACCUCCGGACAUGAAUCCCAUGGAAGACAAUCUGACGGCCCGUCCGCAUAAGCGCACCAAGUCCGAACUUGCUGAAAAGCAUGCUAGCCAGUCUACCUUGGAUUCUGCGAUGUCCGAAGACCCUCUGAUGGGUCCUCCCCGGAAGAUGGCGUUCAUGCACACGAGAGGUCAGUCGUCUGAAGGCGGUUCCAGUCGGUUCUCGGAUGUCGCGGAGAAAAGGCACUCCCAGGUGUCCCAGCAUUCGAAUCGAUUGUCGCGUAUGGAAUCGCCUCUCCCACCGAUGCCUUUCGAACACCACGCAGAUACCACGGACUAUAUGGCGGACCGGGGCCCGGAGCAUAAUCUCGAGGAAUACGCACGGCCCACGUCCACGGUGCGGCAUGGCACUCCGGUGCGCGAGCCCUCGCCCGCCUUUCCUAACAGAUCUCAAUGUGUGAGCCCUGCUUCAGACAACUGGGUCGCCUAUUCGGACCGGUCUCCCUCGCCAGUCGACGUCGCUGAGAACGAGCCUCAUGCCCACGCCCCUCGAGACCCAUCUUCCGUUUAUAGCAGAGGAACUGCCUCCGGUGGAUCGAACGGCGGAGCCACGGGCUGGAUAAACCCCGGCCAGCAGCAUGGAUGGAACGUUGGUGAGACAAUCCAGGAAGACGCUCAUGGCGAAUACGAGUCCCUCCCUGUCCACGAAUAUUACGGUACCGACGACUACAACGAUGACAUGCGACAGCCAACCCGAUUCUACGACAACGCCGAACAAGACAUCGGCGACCACAACAUCCAAAUCUUCCAAGACCACGCCGACCACGACGACCUCUACGAUGACGACCAUCAAAACUCUGACCUGCGAGUCAACCCGCUCGCCCUCAAUCCACCCACCCCACAGCCCAUCCUCGAUGAAACACCCGACCACCCGCACAAUGUCUCAGCUCGCAUGGCUCUCGCCGACAUCCCCAAUCUAUCUCCUACACCCCCCGUCUCCGCUCCGGCCACCGACACCGUGAGCCCAGAGAAGAACAGCCGAUUCUACGGCGAGCUCGGCGAGGACAACACCUUCGGGCUGAAUAUCCCCCGCAACAUCAGCGGCCACAAGGAACCCCCCUCCUCCGGGGCUGGUAUAUGGGGCAAGAAAGCAAAGACCCCGAAGAGCACGCCUAAAUCCCCAAAGGCCAACGCGUACGGCGCUCUCAAGCAGCACGACGACGAAACCGACCCUGUCACCGGUGAACCCCUUGCCGUUCCUCCUGCCACCACCGACGGCGACCGCAAAGGCCGAGUCGUCAGCAACUCGGGAGCCGAUUUCGGUCGUCGCGUCGGCCAGGGUGCCUCGUUGUCCUAUGGCAACUACAUCGCGGGUCUAGGCGUCGGUCGAAGACGCGAUGUCAGCGGAAAAGUUGCCGAGGAAGGCCGAGGCGGUGUUGCCCAGCCUACCAACAGCAACAAUGAGGCUUCGCCUCGAGCUGCCGGAUGGGCUCGGUUUGCAGGUCUUUGAUUGACAUUGGUUUUUCUUUUUUCUUGAAAUGAUGGAAAACUUUACGGGCCAGUUUUGAAGAUUUACGAUUUGAUUUGAUGUAAUGCUCGAUUGACGGAUUGAUUGAUUGAUUGGCUAUGCUGGAUUCAUGUUACGAUUGUUCUGUGGAUUUAUCUUUUUGCAUUUUUGAUUUCCUGUGAUACUCCUACCCCUUUGUUGUCUAUUUUCAUGUUCUCUGGCAUCUCAUGUAUGUAUGUAGCUCAAUGUCAACACCUCACUUCAUGUAGAUGGUGUCUGUAUCUACUCAGGAGAUUUAGCACCAAUGAAGCAGCCCUUAAUCCUUAUGUUAGCUUCAAUGACUCAGCUCGG
Messenger RNA from Aspergillus steynii IBT 23096, 2678 nucleotides. RefSeq lists its product as uncharacterized. The transcript is spliced from 3 exons. Bases 144 to 2330 code for a protein of 728 amino acids. The record is from RefSeq and is a predicted model, not a curated record. Lineage: Eukaryota; Fungi; Ascomycota; Eurotiomycetes; Eurotiales; Aspergillaceae.